AUGAGACCGACGCAAGUACUCUCCGUCGGUCGCUACCGACACAUCAAAGUCACGACAAAGGAUAUUGGCCGUGGCUUCUACAAGGGAAAUCGCACUGGAUCCAUGGGUCGUCAUACAAAAUACGGUGGUUACAUUAUCGAAUGGGAAAAAGUGCGCACCUACGCGGUUCCCCCCAACCUCAAAGACUUCAAGCUUACGCCGUUUGUAACCCGCGAGAUCCGAGUCGAACCCGGAGAUUACAAGGGACUCGAGAAGGGCCCUCAAGACCCCUACUUCUACGUCGAGCAGUGGAAGCGAUACAACGGCGUCGACUAA
[Torrubiella] hemipterigena is the source of this 315-nucleotide messenger RNA. Lineage: Eukaryota; Fungi; Ascomycota; Sordariomycetes; Hypocreales; Clavicipitaceae. The record is from the annotation of a GenBank genome assembly.